Molecule: messenger RNA, 775 nt
Organism: Phragmites australis (common reed)
Lineage: Eukaryota; Viridiplantae; Streptophyta; Magnoliopsida; Poales; Poaceae
Product: cytochrome c
Exons: 3
Coding region: 110-451 (113 amino acids)
Biological process (GO): mitochondrial electron transport, ubiquinol to cytochrome c; mitochondrial electron transport, cytochrome c to oxygen
Cellular component (GO): mitochondrial intermembrane space
Molecular function (GO): electron transfer activity; heme binding
Source: RefSeq, a predicted model, not a curated record
AGCAACACGGACCCCUCGAACCCGGCGCAACGCGCACGGCAGAAGAGCAAACAAAAGUUGCAGUUCGCCUCCUCCUCUCCGUCGGCUCUGAUCUCUGCGUGCGGCGGCGAUGGCGUCGUUCUCGGAGGCGCCCCCCGGGAACCCGAAGGCGGGCGAGAAGAUCUUCAAGACCAAGUGCGCGCAGUGCCACACCGUCGACAAGGGCGCCGGCCACAAGCAAGGUCCAAACUUGAAUGGCCUUUUCGGGAGGCAGUCGGGUACCACCCCUGGCUACUCGUACUCUGCGGCAAACAAGAACAUGGCUGUGAUCUGGGAGGAGAACACUUUGUAUAACUACCUGCUUAAUCCUAAGAAGUACAUUCCUGGAACCAAGAUGGUCUUCCCUGGGCUGAAGAAGCCGCAGGAGCGUGCUGAUCUCAUCGCAUACCUGAAGGAGGCCACCUCAUCUUAAGAUGACAUGCUGCCAUAAUAUUUAUCAUGAGGAGACAAUUCGUUUUACAGUUUACUCGUAAUAAAGAGAUUUAGACAAUUUGGGUCACUCUGAUUCAACAGAGUGCAAUCCACGUGACAGUUGUCUUGAGUAUUUCGUUCUUAUGAUGUCGAUGUCAAAUGUCUAGGUGUUUAGCAGAACAAAACAGUCAUACUUUGACGGUUCUUGUUUAAACUGCUGGAGAACCCCAGCGUCCAUAUUUUUUACCACCGGGUGGUGGAACUGGAAUGGACCCAUUUUGAAAGAUUUGAGAUAUUAAAAGCAGAUCUUUCUGCCAAUUUUUUA